This is a messenger RNA of Eufriesea mexicana, 1574 nucleotides long. RefSeq lists its product as uncharacterized. NCBI's taxonomy places the organism in Eukaryota, Metazoa, Arthropoda, Insecta, Hymenoptera, Apidae. The transcript has 2 exons. The record is from RefSeq and is a predicted model, not a curated record. Bases 60 to 1574 code for a protein of 504 amino acids.
GUGGGUAUGGUGGUCUCACUGUAGUGAGAGGAGAUGACAAUCCCGUUGGAAGACCAACGAUGAAUCGAAGUCAGCGCCGCAUGCACGUAUACAACAUGAAGAAAGCUGACGAAACUGGUGAUUGGGAAAAUAUGGUUACGGCGGAACAGCGACCACAGGAAAACCCCCCAGCCCAGCGCCGUCCAACGGCACGAGCCGCAGCUUGGAAAGCCAAGCGUACAGCGAAGCCACCGGCACUUAAAGAUCCGGCUGAAGAUAGGGCACGACCCGUAGUUCGAAAGGCUGCAACGGAAACCUUGAAGGAUGAGCCAAUGUGGGCCUUCGGACCAUUUAACGGUACUCAACCGAAGCGCCAGAUCAAUCAACACAAUCUGGAUUUCUCCACGUUUCCCUUACUUUGCGAGAGAGUCUAUAUGAACCUGGAGUCCGUGAACCCACGCUUGCGAAAGGAGAUGCCAUUUUGCAUGUUCCAACAUGUAAUGGUUUCGGCGUUGAAUGCGUACCUUAUUAACCAUGUACGCACUGUGAAUGCUGAGGAUCGAUUUGCUGAUGAGGAAUCCCCGGUAAAUCUGUUCGCUACCGAUUUCGUUCUGCCCGCUGAUAUUGCUGAAUAUCUCAAGAAUAUCGCCAACACCGUAACACCACAGGGUAAUUUAAUACGCGUUAACGUCCCUGAUGCCUGUAUUCCCAAACCACCGAUGCCAGCUGAAGGUGAAAUCCCUUGUUUAGCGUCUGGUACUUUCGGAGCUGUAACGGCUGAAAAUCACAAUGCUUAUGAAUGCUAUGUAUCGCCAUUUAUCACAGCUAGCUUGGUAACCGCAACCAAAAACCAGAACGUUAGUAAAACGUUUGAUGCAGCUUGGAAUCCCUUGCCUGCUGGUGCAUUUCCAACCGGCACUGUACCUAAUGAGAAUCUCUUAGGCUACAAGAAGAAAGUAGAGCGUCUCAACCCUGAGGGGCUUCAAGCCAUUGCUAAUCCUGAAUUUCAAGAAGGGGACAACAUGGCUGGACGACUUCGUAUUUCCUCACAAUUUAAUGCUCGAGUAUCGGGCACACUACAGAGGAUGAAAGAUCAGUACAAGAUGGUGACUGGAAUACCAGGCCACGGGUCUAACUCCGCCGCUCUUCGCUGGAUAAAAGUUAGUACCAUUCCCGGAACAUCUGGGAACCAAAAUACCACACGAUUAUCAAGCGUGAUGGGCGCGGUGAAUUCACCCGUCGCUUUGGGAAGUGCCCAAGCAAAUAUAGUUGGUGUUUUUGGACUUAAGCGUGAACGCACGGCCAACGCACGAGGGCUAUGUUACACAUUAGCGGAGGGACCACGUCACCUAGUACCGAUAAGCAAAAGCAGCCGACUGCUAAACUUGAAACCCACUAGCGCGAAUGAGGUUAAGGAAACUUCCCUAAGCCCGCACACCGAUCCUCGGCCUGACAGAACAAGAGUGAGAGAGCUUCGCUCUGAGUCUUUGAACUUUAUUGCAAGAAUCGUGAAUAUAUAUAUAUCUCAUACGUGGGAAAAUACGCCUGUUGAGAUCAAGAACGACGCCCAUUCCCCCAAAAGACGUCAUACCUGA